Molecule: messenger RNA, 825 nt
Organism: Cyanistes caeruleus (blue tit)
Lineage: Eukaryota; Metazoa; Chordata; Aves; Passeriformes; Paridae
Gene: ECD
Product: ecdysoneless cell cycle regulator
Cellular component (GO): nucleus
Source: RefSeq, a predicted model, not a curated record
GCUCAGGCAAGCAUAAAAGUAUAAUUUAUUUAAAAAUAUUUUUGUAUUUCAGGGCAUCUGAUGAAUCCCAUGUUACCUUUGACGUGGAUUCUUUUACGAAAGCACUGGACAGAAUUUUAGGGGCAGACUCGGAGGAGCUGGAUUCUGAUGAUCUGGAUGAAGAGGAGGAGUUUGAUUUCUCAGAUGGGGAUGAUGAAGACCUGGAUGCUGGAAACCAAAGGCAGGAGCAGAAGGUGUCUCCUGAGGAGCUCCUGGGCAGUCUCAGGUCGUACAUGAAUGAGAUGGACCGUGAGCUGGCACAGACCAACGUUGGGAAAAGUUUCACCAAAAAGAGAGGGGCAAGUUCUGCUGAAGCAGCCACAUCUGAGAGUGCUGGCCCUGGUUCUGGAGCUGAGGAUGCUGAGCUGGCACCUGUGGAUGUGGACAUGAACCUGGUGGCAAACCUGCUGGAGUCCUACAGUGCCCAGGCUGGGCUGGCAGGACCCACCUCGAACAUUUUACAGAGCAUGGGGGUGAAUUUACCUGAGAACACAGAUCUCGCUGGCUCGAGCAGCCGAGCAGAGCAGUGAGAGACUUUGGACAAGACGUGGCUGGCGGGGAAAUGAAGCACAGGUGGAUGAGCAGGAUGUGGAAGAGGAGGCCAAAGGUUUUAAUUUCCAGCAUUCUGUUCAUUCUGUGUCACUUCAGCAAAGUGAAUUUACCUGCAAAAGCCUUCUGUUUGGACCCUGUCUUGGAUGGAAAUGAGAUUUUCCCAGUGCUAACACAUUUUCAGAAAACUGAAAAAUGAUGUGACUCGAAUGAAACUUCUAUUACAAAACCUCUCUU